Prunus avium (sweet cherry) is the source of this 1368-nucleotide messenger RNA. Its product is annotated as shikimate O-hydroxycinnamoyltransferase-like. NCBI's taxonomy places the organism in Eukaryota, Viridiplantae, Streptophyta, Magnoliopsida, Rosales, Rosaceae. Gene Ontology annotation, molecular function: acyltransferase activity, transferring groups other than amino-acyl groups. The record is from RefSeq and is a predicted model, not a curated record.
AUGGCCGAGAAGGUGAUAGUGAGCAUAAGUGAGUCAACGAUGGUGAAACCAGAGGAAUCGAGGCCUCGAGGCUCUCUGUGGCUUUCCAACACGGACCUAUCGUACCCGCCCUAUCACACGUCAAGUGUUUACUUUUACAAACCAAGCGGCGGUGAGAAAAACUUCUUUGACCCGGUAGUGCUCAAGCAGGCACUCAGCAAGGCUCUUGUGCUCUUCUACCCCAUGGCCGGUCGCUUCAAGCUCAAUGACCAGAAUGGCCGUAUGGAGAUUAAUUGCAAUGCGGAGGGAGUGCUCUUUGUUGUAGCGGAGAGCAGCUCAGCUGUUAAUGAUUUCGGGGAUUUUGCGCCCACUCCCGAUUUCCUUAAGCUCAUCCCCGCCGUUGAUUACUCUGCUGGGGUAUCCUCAUAUCCCAUUUUGGUGUUGCAGGUCACGUACUUCAAAUGUGGUGGAGUGUCACUUGGUGUUGGCAUGGACCACCGCAUGGCAGAUGGAAUUUCUGGUGUUUACUUCAUAAAUACAUGGUCUGAUAUCGCUCGCGGUGAUCUCACAAAUAUUGAAGCACCCUUCAUGGACAGGACAUUACUUCGUGCUCGAGACCCACCUCAACCUGCAUUUCCCCACAUUGAAUACCAAGCUUUACCACAAAUGAAAUUAGCUUCUGAUGAACAUCUGCAAAGCAAAAGUAAUAUUACUACGUCCCUUUUUAGAUUGACGCCGGAGCAGCUCAACAUGUUGAAAUUGAAAGUCAAUUCGAAGGAGGAAGGUGGCGGCGGGAAUAUUAAUAAUAAUACAAUCAAGUAUACCUCAUUUGAGAUUUUGACGGGUCAUAUUUGGAGAUGUGCUUGCAAGGCACGUAAACUUCCUGAUGAUCAAGACACCAGCCUACGAAUUUCCAUUGAUGGACGGUCCAGACUGCAACCUCCACUCCCAGCUCGUUUCUUUGGCAAUCCCCUUUUCAGAACCAUACCAACUGCCACAGCUGGGGAUAUCCAAUCGAAACCAACAUCGUAUGCUGCAAGCUGUGUUCGCAAUGCUUUGGUGCGGAUGGACGAUGAGUAUCUUAGAUCAGCCCUUGAUUAUCUUGAGCUUCAUCUUCCUAGUAUUUCCAUACCUGUUAACGGAUCUCUGCCAAUGUGUUGCCCAAAUCUUCGGAUAAACAGUUGGCUUAGGUUGCCGAUUCAUGACGCUGAUUUUGGUUGGGGUCGACCCAUUUUCAUGGGCCCUGGCCGUCUUACGUUUGUGUUUGACGGCAUGUCUUUAUUUUUACCAAGUGCAACUAAUGAUGGGAGUUUAUCAGUGAUCAUUUCUCUACAAUCAGAGCACAUGAAAUCAUUUUCCAAGUUGUUGUAUGACAUAUAAUCAAGCAAA